Molecule: messenger RNA, 1287 nt
Organism: Hevea brasiliensis (rubber tree)
Lineage: Eukaryota; Viridiplantae; Streptophyta; Magnoliopsida; Malpighiales; Euphorbiaceae
Exons: 3
Coding region: 1-1287 (428 amino acids)
Molecular function (GO): RNA-DNA hybrid ribonuclease activity; nucleic acid binding
Source: RefSeq, a predicted model, not a curated record
AUGGGGUUCCGCAGCUUAAGUGAUUUUAAUCUAGCUUUGUUAGGAAAACAGGCUUGGCGACUGAUCCAGAGGCCUAAUUCCUUGGAGGCCAAAUUGUUUGCUACCAGAUAUUAUCCUUCAGGUGUGUUUUUUGAUGCUACAUUGGGCAACAAUCCUAGCUUUGUGUGGAGAAGUGUUUUCUCUGCAAAGGAUUUUAUCAAAGAUAAUUGUUGUUGGAGGGUGGGUAAUAGAGAAGACAUUAGGGUGUGGUCUAACCCGUGGCUUUAUGGUAGUAAUAACCCUUAUGUUGUAACAGAGAUGGUUGAGGAUUUGAAGAAUAUUAGAUUAAAGUGUGUAAUGAAAACUGAUGGUUUAAGCUGGGAUGAAGAAGUUAUUCAGGAUAAAGGGAUGCGGAGCAGAUUCUUUAAAUCCCUUUGGGGAUUAGUUCUAGACCAGAUCCUCUAUCAAUCCUCUGUUUUGGUGUGGCGAAGACUACGGAAAUCUGCUAUUCCUCCUAAAGUUAAAAACUUCAUUUGGAGGGCGAUUUUAAAUAUUCUUCCAACUUGUUCUAGCUUAAGUGGCAGAAGGGUUGAUGUCUUUGAUGUGUGUCCUAUGUGUGGGGGUGAACGUGAGACUGCUAGAAUUUGGGACAGUGGAAACAAGAAGGUGUGGAAGCAACAGAAUAUCUCUUCUAGUUUUGUUGUUUCUUCCGCUCGCAGAUAUCUUCUGCAGUGGCAAGAUGCGCAACAUCUUCAGCUGAUCGACCAUGCUUCUUCCUUGCUUCGACAUCAAGUUAAGUGGUCUCCUCCUAGUGUUGGUCGUCUGAAGUGUAAUUUUGAUGCUGCUACUAGUUGUUUGCAUAAUCGUGUGGCUACUGGUUGGAUUAUCAGAGGUUCUGCAGGUCAAUUUCUUGCAGCUGGUUUUAAAACUUUCGAAGGAGGCUCUAAUGCUUUGCAGGCUGAAGUGUUGAGUUUUAAGGAAGCUUUGAACCGGGUGAAGAACAAUAAUUGGGGAGCAGUUGACUUUGAAUCAGAUUCUAUGUUACUGUUUCAGUCAUUCUUUAACUCCUUUACUGAUUUAUCUUACGUUGGGGUGCUUAUUGAUGAUUAUCAUUGUUUUUUUAAGGAACUAGGUGAUAGUUCCCUUUCUUUUAUUAGGAAAUCAGCGAAUCAGGCUGCUCAGUGUUGCACGAGCGUCUGUUCUAUGUCUGGUUCCUUGGAAUGGAGUUCUACUGCUCCUUCCUUUCUAGAGGAUGUACUAAACUUUGAUCUUAAUUAUUGCUUGAAUAAAUCCAUUCUUUUUUGGUAA